Messenger RNA from Symbiodinium sp. CCMP2592, 1272 nucleotides. The record is from the annotation of a GenBank genome assembly. Lineage: Eukaryota; Dinophyceae; Suessiales; Symbiodiniaceae.
AUGGCUGCCGCAAAUCCAGCAGUGGAGCUGCAGCGGAUCCGCCAGGAGGUUGCAUGUCUUCGAAGAAAGAUUUCUUCGUUGUCACGGACGAGAAGAGCCGAGAAGCAGCGGGAAGCCAACAUGGGCUUGAAUCCCCGUCAAGUGUUUGUCUUAUUGGCGAUUUAUGUACUUACUGGUGACCCAGCGGUGGCUCUCGAGUAUAUCAGCGCGAAGGCUGCGCGUGAAAGGAUGGAAGAGGCAGACGCAGAAGACAAGAAACGAUAUGUAGAAGAGCUGUACCUCAAAACAAGCUUGGAAGACAUAGCAUCGCUGCAGGAUCCUUCUGGUUCGCGGCAGGGCAUUUACAAGACUGCACAGCGUUGGAUUGCCAGACGAAGAACCAGAAACUUCGUGUGCAAUAUGAAUGCGAUUGGCGUGGCUCCAAGUUCAGAGCAAGUUGCAGAAGAAUAUCGCAAACAAAGUGCGUCCUCUGUACCAACUACCGAUGCCCGUGGAUUACGAGCCUGGAGCAGUCGCUUCCGUCGCAGUUUUGCCUUCCGGCUGGGCAAGAUGAAAGCGGCCAAGCCAGUGGAAGAUGUUUGUGCAAAGGCCGUGCUCUUCUGGCGCCACGCUGCUUGGUUGGAACGCUCCAGCGCGAAGCAGCCAGUCUACAUCAAUAUAGAUGAAACGGCUUUAGCCUAUUCGUUCCAUGCUGCGCCUGGCCUGAUACAGCGGAAAUUCCACGCAGAGGUUCAAAUUAGACCUCAAGACGCACGUGGGUGCAUCACCCACGUCGCUCUCGAUUCCUCAUGGAAUUCAGCACGACAUAUGGUCUCCUUGCUAACUCUCUUGGGUCAGCUCUUUCGCAUCCGCUUCCCGCAAUAUCAGGCCAUUGUUGUCUUCGACGCGGCCUCGUGCCAUCUUUCUCCGGGCGUCAUAAGAGAAGGACGCCUCCAGGGGUUAUUCAUGCUGCCGGUGCCCCCAGGCAUGACGUCCUACCUGCAGCCUUUAGAUUUAUGGUGUUUUGGACCAUAUAAGAAAUGGUUGGAGCGCGAAAACCGCCAGCAGCGAAUUUGCCAAAAUGGGCUCGCCUUUGCACAGGCAGGCCUUCCCACAUCCGAGCAAAGGUUGCAUGGCAAGCUUGCCUCGCUGUUCCCGGAGGGAAUUCCCAGUCUGGAGCAAGCUUUGUCUCCAGAUGAAUUUGCACAGUUGUUGCCUAAAAGGCACGACUUGACCCGGACUUUUUCUGACUGGGUGGGCGGUCCCCGGCGAGAGGUGCCGGUGCUUUCCUAA